AUGCAUGAAAUAUUAACUUUGCAGUUUGGGCAAUUUGCAAAUUUUGUGGGAACACAUUUUUGGAAUUCUCAGGAAGCACAAUUUGAUUUUGAAGAUAAUCCAAAUGCUUCUGAACCGGAACUACUUCACGAUAUUUUAUUUCGUGUGGGAGUCACUCAAAGGGGUAUUGAAACUUUUACACCACGAUUAUUGUUAUAUGAUUUAAAAGGUGGUUUUGGUUCCCUAAAGAAAAUGAAUAGGCUUUAUGAAGAGACAUCUGGGAAUCAAGAAUCGGAAUUACAUAAUUCUUCUUGGGGCUUGCGAUCCGAAAUUCAUGCUCAAAUGCCUUAUCCAAAGAACGAAUAUAUACAAAAAGAAUCAAACAGCAGGAUGGAAAUAGAUAUCGAAGUCAAAGAUUUCAAAUUAGACGAAACAGUUCGAUAUUGGUCUGAUUUUAAUAGUGUAUAUUAUCACCCCAAAAGUAUUAAUGCCAUAACGCAAUAUCAAUUUGAGGAUGAAUUUAUGCCUUUUGAUAUUUUCUCAUAUGGAAAAGGCGCGUUUCUUGAGCAUCAAAGGGAUUUAGAUUCCUUCGAAGAAAAUUUUAGGUUUUUUGCUGAAGAAUGUGAUGCGAUUCAGGGAUUUCAAGUAUUCACUGGUAUAAUUGACGGAUAUGGAGGAUUUGCAUGUAGCUUUCUUGAGCGAUUACGUGAGGAAUAUCCAAAGACCGCUAUUGAGAGCUUUGGAAUUACCGAAAAUCGAAGCUUGGAACCAAAAGGACAUAAAUCAUAUUACAAACAAAUAUUAAAUUUGUCGUUUAGUACUACACAAUUGACAGAAUUGUCGUCUUUACUUAAUAUUAUAAACACUCCUAGCACGAGAUCCUCAAUUUUCCGUCCAAAUACAAAUUUACCAUACCACACGAGUGGCGUUGUCUCCGCGGCUAUCGAAACGGCAACCUUACCAUUCAGAACGCGUCACAAUUUUAUAUCUAUGUAUGACUUGAUAAAUCGACUUAAUUGGCGCGGAAAUACAAAAUUAGGGUCGCUUGGUUUGGCACUUCCUUUACCAAUCAGUAAUUUUGGUGAAGUGGAUGUUGAUAGGCUGUUGCCGACAUCUAAUAAUAAUAUCAUACAAGAUUUAUCAAUGGCUCUGAAUGGACAACACGCAGUAACAACAUUAGGACAAUCCGUUGUAGUGAGGGGACUACCCGAUAAGUUUGAAUUUUUUCCAGGGAAAAGUCAAAAAAACGCAUCUCAAAUUACUGACGAAAUUUUCCAGCGGUUCGAGACUUUAAAUAGCGGAAGCUCGUCUUUUUUUUCAACUAGCGUUACUUAUCCUAUUCCAAAUUCGUUUCCAAAGAUAUUUAACCACUUGAACCGUGAUGGAUAUAUUGAUAUGUCGAUUCCGAGUGAUCAAAUACCAUCAGUUCAUUCGGUUCCUGCGCUCUCGCAUCUCACCAUUUCCACUAAAUCUCACGACUUGCUACAACAACUUGCAAACACACUUCAGAAUUUGAAUUUUAAUCUUUUUCCUGAAUAUGAGGGAGGAGAUAAAGGAUUAUCGCGUGAAGAGUUUUUGGAAACAAGAGAAGCAUUGUGGAGCCUUUGCGAAGCCUUUAAAGAAUAG
Messenger RNA from Funneliformis mosseae, 1605 nucleotides. The record is from the annotation of a GenBank genome assembly. NCBI's taxonomy places the organism in Eukaryota, Fungi, Glomeromycota, Glomeromycetes, Glomerales, Glomeraceae.